CCAAACGUCGUCUGCUGUAGUGAAAAUUCAUUGUCAGUUUGUCACGUGUGGUGUUCUAUGAACUUUUGAUUUUUAAAAGACACAGUUAAAUCAAAUACAAAAAUGGAUUCCGCUUUAAAUGAUAAGCGUUUCGCUAACAUUGGCAAGGAUCCUCGAUUUCGCCGAGUGCCUGCCUCGGCAAAAAAAGUCGUUGUUGACAAACGAUUUAAUGCCAUGUUCAACGAUCAAAAGUUUAAGUUAAAAUACACUGUCGACAAGCGUGGCAAACCUACAAAUCUUACCAGCACUGAACAGUUGAAAGAUUUCUAUGAAAUCGAAUCAGAUGAAAGCGAGAAGGAAGAAGAAGAUGACAGAGAUAUUGAAGAAGAUGCUGACAAUGCAGACGUGGAAAGUGAAGAAGAAAAGGAAGACGACAAAAACUUAAAAAACCUAAAACCCACCACACCUAAAUUGACAACGAAGAAAAAUGUCUUGAAUGGAUUCCAAGUGUCUGAAAUCCUAGAAGAUGAACCCACUCUAGAGUUGGAUGAUGCUGUCAAAGCCAAAUUGCAAGACAUGAAUGUAGAUUACGCAAGAGGGGAAGGUCUUCUUUUCUCUGAUAGUUCCUCAUCAGAAGAAGAUUCAGAAGAAGAAGAAGAUGACCAAGAAGUUUUCCAUGACUGGGGAGAGCUUGACAAAGAUGCAGGAGAAACUGACACAGCCACCUAUCGUUUAGCAGUUUGCAAUAUGGACUGGGAUCGAAUUAGAGCAGUUGAUCUCAUGGUUGUUUUGCAAUCUUUUGCACCUCAAGGAGGCAGUGUUCGAACGGUAACUAUUUACCCAUCCGAGUAUGGAUUGGAACGCAUGAAAGAAGAAGAAGUCCUUGGGCCAAAGGAGUUGGUUGAAAUGAAGAAAGAAGAGGGACCUAGCACUGCAGAUACAAAUGAAACUGAUGACGUAGAUGAUUACCAUCGAGAAAAGCUGAGGCAGUAUCAAAUCAACAGACUUAAAUACUAUUAUGCCGUAGCAGAGUGUGAUUCUGCUGAAACCGCUAACAAAAUAUACGAAGAGUGUGACGGACAAGAAUUCGAAUCCAGUGCAGCAAGGCUAGAUUUACGUUUCAUUCCUGAUGACAUGACUUUUGAUGAGAAACCCCAUGAUGUAUGCAAUGUUAUGCCAGAUGUGUCACAGUACGAACCGCGGAUGUUUUUAACAUCCGCGUUGCAACAAGCUGAGGUUCACCUCACAUGGGACGAAACCGACCCAUCCAGAAUGCAAACAAUGCAGAAGCUAUUUAAGGGCAAAAACGGUAAAGCAGCAUUAGAUGUUGAUGACGAGAGGAUAAAAAGCUUUUUAGCUACUUCAUCUGAAGAAGAAGACGAAGAAGAGAAUCCGAUCAACAGGAAAAAUCUCCUUGGUGAAGAAGAUGCGGAUGACACCGAGUCUUGCAUGGGUGAAAACGAACGCAUUUCUAAAUAUCGGAGCUUAUUGGCAUCGAUUACUCAGUCAGAAGAAGCAGCGAAGAAAAGCAAAGGAGAUGUUGAAAUGGAAAUUAGUUGGGGUGUUGGCCUCCAAGCUAAAGCUGAAGAGAUGGUCAAAAAGAAGAUGGCUGAGAAAGCUCUUGAAACACCUUGGGAACAGCAGUUAGCAAAACGUAGGGAAAAGCGAAAGGCACAACGACAAGAAAAGAAACAAAUGGAAGUUGCACCACCGUCGGAUGACGAAGAAUCUGAUGACGUCCCCUCGGACAUCGACAUGAACGAUCCUUAUUUCAAGGAAGAAUUUGAAAAAGAAGAAUUCCGGAAGAAGAAACCUAACUCAAAGGUCAAACAGGUUGAAGAGAAGUCGCAUUCUGCUGACGAGGCAGACAAAACCGCUGAACUCGAGUUACUUUUAAUGGACGAUAACGAUGGCAAAAGACAUUUUAAUCUCAAAUCUAUCAUGAAGGAAGAAAAACAAUCCGGUAAAAAGAAUACAAAGAAAGCCUGUGAAGCCGUCGCUUCUAAAUCUAAAGAUGAUGACUUUAAGAUUCAAGUCCACGACCCUAGAUUUGCUUCGUUGUUUACUUCUCAUCACUUUAAUUUGGACCCAUCUGAUCCUAAUUUCAAGAAAACAGAAGCCAUGGAAACAAUUCUGCAAGAAAAACAGAAACGAAGGAAGAACGACCCCAACGCUGAAGUGACGAAUCAAUCGGAGCAAGAGCAAAUGGAAGUUAAAAAAUCCCGGGUUGACUCUGAAUUAUCGCGGUUGGUGCGCUCAGUCAAAGUCAAGACAUCGAUGCAACAGAAUCAGAAAAAAUUUAAAUCAUCCCGGAACUAAAUGCAAUG
Daphnia pulicaria is the source of this 2306-nucleotide messenger RNA. Its product is annotated as ESF1 homolog. The transcript is spliced from 6 exons. Gene Ontology annotation, biological process: rRNA processing. The coding region runs from base 103 to 2298 and encodes 731 amino acids. Lineage: Eukaryota; Metazoa; Arthropoda; Branchiopoda; Diplostraca; Daphniidae. Gene Ontology annotation, molecular function: RNA binding. The record is from RefSeq and is a predicted model, not a curated record. Gene Ontology annotation, cellular component: nucleus.